Pieris macdunnoughi is the source of this 627-nucleotide messenger RNA. NCBI's taxonomy places the organism in Eukaryota, Metazoa, Arthropoda, Insecta, Lepidoptera, Pieridae. The record is from the annotation of a GenBank genome assembly.
AUGUUACCCCUAGCACCACCUUCAAAAACCCCUAAUCAUUGCCUGAACGUGUUUACGAAGCAGGAAGCGUCAACAUGUGUGGAGAAGGAGGAAGUCAAGGUCGAAGUUGAAAGGUUCAUUGACCUGGCGAGGCAGAUGGAAGCCUCCUUCUUACAGAAAAGGUUCUUACUAUCAGCUAUGAAGCCGGAACUGCUCGUAAAAGAAGAGAACAACGACUUGAAAUGCGAGUUGCAGCGCAAGGACGAGUUGCUCAGACGUCACUAUGACAAGAUCAGCCAGUGGCAUAAUCUGUUAGCUGAUCUUCAGGGUCACACAGUAUACAACAAGUGUCAACAGCAAACGACACCGCAGCCGAUGCAACAAGCCGCCUCUCCGAUGCAGCAACCAUGCAGCGUGCAGCAAAGCGUGCAGGCCCAGCAAAUGGCAGCUGCUGCAGCCGCGCAGCAAGCGGCGCUCCAGCAGCAAGCAAUGCAGCAACAACAGAUGCAGAGCAAUUUAGCUCAGAGUAUGUUCCUGGCUGGUGGCCGAGGUGGUUACGCGGGUGCGGCCUUGCAGGGACCACUGGCGUACUUGGAGAAGACUGCGACCAAUAUAGACAUGGUGGGGCUGGGUGAUGGGCGAAGGUGA